Microplitis demolitor is the source of this 2160-nucleotide messenger RNA. Its product is annotated as speckle-type POZ protein. Bases 660 to 1724 code for a protein of 354 amino acids. The transcript has 2 exons. The record is from RefSeq and is a predicted model, not a curated record. Lineage: Eukaryota; Metazoa; Arthropoda; Insecta; Hymenoptera; Braconidae. Gene Ontology annotation, biological process: regulation of proteolysis; proteasome-mediated ubiquitin-dependent protein catabolic process. Gene Ontology annotation, molecular function: ubiquitin protein ligase binding. Gene Ontology annotation, cellular component: cytoplasm.
UAAGUUACUUGACAAGUUGACGUCUGUCAUUUAUUUACGUAAAUACUUUUAUAAGUUAAUCAAGAUUAACUUAUAAAAGGACUGUAGAAGCAAUCGCGACAACCAAAAAAUUUAAUUAGUGGAACUGGAGUAGGGAUACCAUUUCAAGAGCGAAGAAAAUAGAGGAAGUAAUUUAUAGCCAGGUUGUACUGUAUUAGAAUCUGACUGUACCUUUACGUCCUCUACCCUCCAUAGUAUUGUCGUACCUCAACAAUUGAAUGAUUGUCCCACUACCAUCACUCAGCACGUACUUCCUACACCCCACUAUAAUCCAGGAACAUUCUUUCUAUUCAUUGGGACUACUUUACAUUCCAAUAGGUACUAGCACAUCAUCAAUAACAUCUGAAUGUCGCUACUUGUCACCAUCACAGUAAAGUGCGUGAGAAAAGACGCUCAUAAUUAUCAAAUUAAUUAAGUUUGUUUGUAAUUUUAAAUUAAAAUUCUAGGCUCGCUAACUUGAAAAUCCUAGUGAAGUUUCCCUAAAACAUUACAUGUGUCCAAUUAUACCAUAGAGCGUGGUGAUUAAACUCGCAAACCCAACACGCAGUUUCAGACAUUGGUGAUUAAUUUUCAUUUUCACGUUAACGUGUCUAGUUUUUAUUCGAAACAAGAAGACUACAAUGAUGAAGAUCGAACGCGGUUACACAAACAUAAAGAAGCACGUGGUUUUAUACGAAUGGAAAAUAAACGAAAUAAGUUCAUAUAUUGAAAAAUCAGAUGACCAUUCCGACCAAAAUAUUUCAAUAAAAUCGCCAUCAUUUUCAGCAGGAAGUGACUCGGAAAAAAAAUGGAGUCUUGAAUUUAAAUCGAGCCCUGCUGAAUUAUCAGAAGGUACUGAAAAAAAAUGGCUGUCUGUAUUUUUAAUGCACACUACAGACUCUGAUGCUGAAGUUAAAACAAAAUAUUUGUGCUUCAUUUUAAAUAAUAAUAAUGAGAGAGUUAAGAUAAAAAAGUUCAGCAAAACCUUCAAAGGUAAAGGCGGCUGGGGAAAUCGUCGGUUUCUUGACAAAAAUGAGUUACUGGAAAGAAAAGAUGAACUCACUCCAAAUAACACACUGACAGUUUGUAUUGAGCUCAAUGUAUUUGAUGACUUGACGACGAUGUCCAAUGACUUAAGUAUACUGCGAAAGUCUAAAUUCCGUAUGGCUGAUGACUUUAAGAAAAUUUUCGACAGCAAGAUAGGCAAUGAUGUCAUUCUAAAAGUAAAAGACCAAGUCUUUGAAGCUCAUAAAAUAGUUUUGAUGGCUCGCAGUCCAGUAUUCUUGACGAUGUUUAGUUCUGAGAUGAUAGAAAAUAAAGAGUACAAAGUUAACAUACCAGACAUUGAUCCUGACAUCUUCAAAUAUCUGUUAGAAUUCAUUUACACUGAUGAUGUUUCAAAUUUAGAUGCCGUUGCUGAAGACCUGCUUGAAGUUGCUGAUAGAUAUAUGUUAGAUUCACUAAAAGACAGAUGUGCAGAAUCACUUUGUCAUUCUUUGACGGUUGACAACGCUGUCAAGUUACUAAUUUUAGCAGAUAGAUAUUGUGUCGAAGAAAUGCUUGAACAUGUUUCCAAUUUUAUAUUAACGAACGCUGAAAAUGUUGUGGAAACUCCUGAGUAUGAACUGAUGGAAAAAACAAAUCCGUCUUUGGGUCUGGUUUUAUUUAAAAAAUUCGCAGCAUCUAAAUCCAAUAGGGCAUUUUAAAUUAUUCAUUUUUAAUGAUAGGAAUUAAUCGACGAUUAUGGAGUCAUGUUCAUUGAAAUUUAAAUUAAUGGCCUUCAUAUAUUUUUUUGUAAAAGAAAUAUCGUGAUAAUAAUUAAGUACACAACGUUUUGCCUAUUGGCAAAUAAUAAAUAUUAAAUAAAUAAUAACAAGUUGUUCUAUAUAUAGAUAUAUAAGUACGUGAUCCAUACUAACAUAGGUUGUAAAUAUAUAUAUAUUGAAUUGAUUCGUUGUAUUGAAUAUGAAAAAUUGCAGUACUAAGUCAAGCUUUUAAUAGUUAUUUAUAAUUUGAAAAAUAAUGUUACAUUAUAUUAUACUACUACAUGAUUAAUAGUUUUAAUUGUUAAUUAAUGAUAUUAAUUACUUAGUGUGAUAAGCUUGAAAAAUUAUAUAAAAUUUUAUUUAUUUAAUAAAAAUA